Molecule: messenger RNA, 687 nt
Organism: Lethenteron reissneri (Far Eastern brook lamprey)
Lineage: Eukaryota; Metazoa; Chordata; Hyperoartia; Petromyzontiformes; Petromyzontidae
Product: dual specificity tyrosine-phosphorylation-regulated kinase 4-like
Biological process (GO): peptidyl-threonine phosphorylation; peptidyl-serine phosphorylation
Molecular function (GO): protein serine/threonine kinase activity; ATP binding
Source: RefSeq, a predicted model, not a curated record
CGUUGCCCUACAUGUCCCCGGAGCUGCCGCUGGGCUACCAGGUCACGUGCGCUGUGGACAUGUGGGCGCUGGGCUGCACCGUGGCCGAGAUGGCCACCGGCAAGGAUCUCUUUGACUCACGGACAUAUGAAGAGCACCUGCCCUGCUGCAUCGAGAUCCUGGGCAUGCCCCCGACAAAGAUGGUGGACGAAGCCCCAAAUGGGUCACUCUACUUUGACCCUGAGGGUCUCCCCUACAACGUGUCAAUGCAGCGUCCACCAGGCAGCCUGUCCCUGCACCGCGCACUGCAGGGACACCACCCUCAGCUGGUGGACUUUGUCAGCCGCUGCCUGCAAUGGGAUCCCAAUCUCCGCAUGACGCCUGAACAGGCGCUGGCUCACAGCUGGCUACAAACCACCACCACUACCAGGGCCACCACCAUCCGGGCCACCACCACCACCACCACCAUUAGGGCCAACCCCACCACCAGAGAGACCACCACCACCAUCAGGGCUACCCCCACCACCACCACCCAGGCCACCACCACCCGGGCAACCACCACCACCACCAUCAGCAGCAGCAGCACUCCAGUGCAGGGCUCUGCAGCUGCUGAGCCACGGUGAGCCUCUCUCUGUGUACCUCGCCUGGUACGCAGGAGGUCGUGGGUUCGAUCCCGACCCUGAUGAGAUGUUAAUUAACUCGCCUGGU